Funneliformis geosporum is the source of this 285-nucleotide messenger RNA. NCBI's taxonomy places the organism in Eukaryota, Fungi, Glomeromycota, Glomeromycetes, Glomerales, Glomeraceae. The record is from the annotation of a GenBank genome assembly.
AUGUCAAAACUCAUUCCUGUUAAAUCUCAUAUGAGUAAUAAAGAAGGAAACUAUUCUUAUCCGACUCGAAUGUCUGAACAUUCACGUGUUCAAAGAUUAAAGUUAACACCAAAUGAUAGAUUAAAUAAUAAUUACCCUUUAUCCGCAAAUAUGUUGAUAUAUUCCUCUCAAAAAUCCUUCCACCAAUCAAACGGAGGAAAGUUAACCACAACUUCUCACCUCAUUGCCACAGAUAAUGGUCAUCUUAUGAUUUUUCAAAUUGUAGCAUGGAAGAUUUACAAUUAG